Messenger RNA from Prorocentrum cordatum, 992 nucleotides. The record is from the annotation of a GenBank genome assembly. Lineage: Eukaryota; Dinophyceae; Prorocentrales; Prorocentraceae.
AUGGUCGCCGCGUUCGACGAGGACGGAGGGUGCUUGUUCGACUUCGAGGACACCGCGGCGUCCAGGAGGAGCCUGGAGCAGGUGCGAGAGUGCCUGCGUUCACAGGACCCUCAGCAGCUGCAGCACUUCCUCCAGCGGAGCCCCUUCUGCGUGGACGGGCUCCUGACCCUCGCCGAGUACUUCCGGUCCCAGAACUCGCCAGAGCAGGCGUCCAUCCUCGUCCGCCGGGCCGUCUACGCCAUCGAGUGCAACUUCCACGCGAGCUUCUCGCCCUUCAGCGCCACCGGCGUGGGGCGAGCCUCGCAGCGGCCCCGGGUGCGGCUCCGCCUGUCGGACGACCCGAGCUGGCCCGGCUGGUCCUGGCUGCGGGCGCUGUGGCUCCACAUGCAGGGGCUGGCCGGGCAGGGGAUGCACCGCACCGCGCUGGAGGUGUGCAAGCUGCUGCUCGCCACGACCCUGCCGCGCGACCCGCUCCACGUGCUCAUCUGGUUCGACUACCUCUGCCUCCGCGCGAAGCAGCACGACGCCCUGUGGAGGCUGGCGGCGUGCGCGGUGCCCGAGUACCGCCUCCAUGGUCUGGAGCAGGAGCACCUGGUGUCGAACCUGGAGAUGGUGCUCCCCAACUUCGCCUACUCGGCGGCACUCGCCGCCUUCCUGAAGGGCGGCAGGCCUCCGGACCCCGCCGGGCUGAACGAGGUGUGCGUCGCGGACGUGGCCGCGCCCCCUCGCGCCGCCCAGGAGGCCGCCGAGGGCGGCGAGGCUGCCGACGCCCACGCCCGGCUGAUGCGGGCGCUCCUCUACUUCCCCCUCGCCCUGAGGCCGCUGCUGGAGGAGAUGGGCGCCAAGAUCCACGGCCCCUCCCCAGGCGGCUCCGCCUCGCGCGAGGCGUGGUCGGACCUCCUCGCGCGCCCGCCCUUCUCGGACGCCGCGGACUUCCAGCACCAGCGCCACGGCGCUGCGCACGGCUGCCUCUGCGCGGCGUACGCCAAGCG